AUGACGACCUCCUUCCGCUCUCUGCCUAUCAUCGAUUUCAAGGCUCUCCAGGACGAGCAGACGAAAUCCGAAGCUCUUCAAGAGUUGAAGCAUGCCCUUUUCAGUGUCGGAUUUCUGUACCUCGCCAACACAGGGCUGGAGGAUUUGAUUAAAGAAACGCACGAUGCGCUGCCGGCCAUCUUCGAACUGCCCGAUCAAGUCAAGGAAAAAAUCAACAUGAUCAACUCUCCCUCGUUCCUGGGCUAUACAGCACUAGGCGCCGAGACAACGGCCAAACGGACGGACUUGCGGGAAUUUCCGAGCGACGAGGUGGCGCGCCUGGUCAACCGCUACAUUCAUGAGCUCUCUGUGCUCUCAAAGGCCUUCUUGCAAUCUGUUUCCGAAUGUCUUUCAUUACCUCAAGACACCUUGGAGCCUUUUUUGGGCGCCAUGGACCGCUUGAAGUUCGUCAAAUACCCCCCGGCGGAACCAGGAUCACAAGGCGUCGGCCCACAUAAGGACUCGUCAGGUCUCUUUACGUUCCUUUCGCAAGAUUCGGUGGGUGGCCUACAGGUAUUGAAUAGAUCGGGGGAGUGGAUCGACGCGCCGUACAUUGAAGGCACACUCGUUGUCAACAUUGCACAGGGCCUAGAAGCGAUAACGGGUGGACGAUGUCCCGCAACGAGCCAUCGAGUCAUUUCACCCACGAGGACCACCCGUUACAGUGUACCAUUCUUCCUCGGAGUCAGACUGGAUCUCACCCUGGACCAGUUGAAAGAAUCUGCGGCGGACAUUGUGCGUCAGAUACCUGGGACGGCGGAGAGGAAAGUCCCUUCCGCCGAGGUCGCCAGCGAAUUCCUCUCUCCGCUCUACUCUUGUUUUGGCGAGGCGCACCUGAGGAAUCGUAUCAUCAGCCAUCCAGACGUUGGGCAAAGAUGGUAUCCGGAUCUGUACGAAAAGUAUUCUCAACUCGUCUGA
Capronia epimyces CBS 606.96 is the source of this 957-nucleotide messenger RNA. RefSeq lists its product as uncharacterized. The coding region runs from base 1 to 957 and encodes 318 amino acids. Gene Ontology annotation, molecular function: dioxygenase activity. Lineage: Eukaryota; Fungi; Ascomycota; Eurotiomycetes; Chaetothyriales; Herpotrichiellaceae. The record is from RefSeq and is a predicted model, not a curated record. The transcript has 5 exons.